Cercopithifilaria johnstoni is the source of this 1548-nucleotide messenger RNA. NCBI's taxonomy places the organism in Eukaryota, Metazoa, Nematoda, Chromadorea, Rhabditida, Onchocercidae. The record is from the annotation of a GenBank genome assembly.
AUGCAGUUUGAAGGAAAUCCGAGAAGCAUUCCAAAGUUUCUGGUUCAAAAUGCUCGGGGACCAGUCCACAGGGGUCCAAAAAAAAUGGAAGAUUUAAAUCUACAAAUGUAUUUGGAACCACCAAUGGAAGAUAUCACACUACUUGAAUUUCAAGAGCUGGCGAUUAAUAGAUUGAGAGUGUUGAAAGUUGUCGAACAGGUGAAAGAUCGUUUUCCACGUGGAACAGAAGCAAUAAACGAUGAAUUAUCAAAACAAUUGAUGAAAUUGAUGCCAAUAGCAUGUGGUUGUUGUCCGCUUGAGGAACUGGAAAGCGAAAGAAACCGUGAUGUUAUAUCUCAUUUCAUUCUUCGACUUGCAUUUUGUCAAACUCCUGAGCAGACUAAAUGGUUCAUCCAGCAGGAAGUGGACUUGUUUAAAUUUCGCUUUCAAAUUGUCUCAAAAAGUCGUGAUGCUGUAAUUCAAUUUCUACAAGCCAAUAAUUUUGAUGCUCAACUGGUCACAGAUUCUGAAAAAGAAAACCUCAAGGAAGAACUUUCAAAUGCCUGUUUUAUAUCACUUAAUAAGAUUACAAGCACAGAUUUCUGGAAAGUUCCUUUUGAAGAUGCACUUGAUCUAGUUCGUAAACGUCGAGUUCUUCUAGUUUUUGGUUAUGCUUUUGUUUCUGAAGAUGAUCUCCAAAUUAUAUUAUCCACAAAACUUCGUCUUAAUAUCGCCGCUUCUAUGGCCCGUGCUUGUAGAAAUAUUGUAUUCAUUGAAGAAAAUGAUCGAUUGAUGCCCUUUUUGAAGAAGCUAUCGAACAGAUCAUAUGUGGGUAAAAAUUACGUUGGAACAGAUGCUUCUCGUGUUACACCUGAUAUGGUGGAUUCGCUGGCUGCAAUUUCGUUCCCACUAUGUAUGAGGAAUAUACAUAAUCGCCUGAGGGCAGAUCAUCAUUUACGUCAUGGAGCUCGAAUGCAAUAUGGAUUGUUUUUGAAAGGGAUUGGUAUGACAUUGGAAGAUGCACUGCUGUUUUGGAGAGCUGAAUUCACUAAAAAAUUAGAUUCAGAUAAGUUUGAUAAGCAAUAUGCAUACAAUAUUCGUCAUAAUUAUGGGAAAGAAGGGAAGCAUGCAGAUUAUUCGGCAUAUCCUUGUACAAAAAUAAUUUUGGAUCUUAGUCCGUCAUCUGCAGAUUGUCAUGGUUGUCCUUAUCGACACAGCGAUUUGCGGUUACUCGCUCAAAAUUUAGAAGAUUCGGGUUUUUCGAGACCUCAAAUUGAGCAAAUUACUUUAUUGUCAAAAAAUACCCAGUAUGAUAAAGCUUGUACGCGAUAUUUCGAAUUUACUCAUAAAAUGGCCGAGAAUUCUUUGGGUGCUGUGAUAACUCAUCCUAAUCAGUAUUUCGAAUUGUCGCGUCAAGUACACGAAGGGAAACGGAACAGGGAAGAAGAACCGAAACAUGAGAUUACGCUGAACGCGUCACAUGUGAGUACCACGCAACGCGGGAUCGACGUUGAUAUCGAAGAUCUGAUCAAAAUGGACACUUCCAAAGUGAAUCGGCAACACCCCUAA